AGCGGAGGGGGGCGUCUGGGACCGCCGUGGGAGCGCGCGUGUGCGGGGUUGUGGAUCUGCAGGUGUCUCGCCUGGGUGUGUGCGUGUGUCUGGCCCCGAGUUUGUGCUGGGGUCUGCAGGGAGUGGUUGGUUGUGUCGAUCCGGAGGAAUGUUGGGGUUCGUGAGCCGCUGGGGUGCACGCGUGAGUCCGCCCGGGUGUUUAUGUGCGGCUCGGAUGCCGUGCCCGUGGGGUGGGGUGGACCUGUGCGUGUUCUCUGAGAGUUGCCUGCGUGUGCGGUGGUGUGUUUGUGUGUUGCCUGAGUGGGCUGUUUGUGUGUUGCUGUGUGUGGCUCCUAGUGGCUGUGCCUGGGUCUUCUGUGUGUUGUUUUGUGCCCGGUCGUCUGCAUCUCCGGUGCAUGUCUGCCCAGGUUUGUGACGGUGUGCUUGCUGGGUGCCGCCGUCUGGCCAGGUGUCUGUGAGUUCUGUGUGGGGUGUGCGUGUGUAGCGGGGGUUGUCUCAGUCUGUGUUUGGCGUGUGUGUCUGGCAUCCGCGUCUGGGAACUGAGGACCCAGGCUCUGGGGUCUGUGCAGUACUGUCUGUGGUGUUGCUGGCAGCUUCUCCUAGGGGCUGUCUGAGCCCCCGUGUGUGUGUGUGUGUGUGUGUGUGUGUGUGUGUGUGUGUGAAUCUGAGGGGCUUGUCGCUGCAAUCGGCUGGCUCAUGUGUGUCAUGUGGGCUGCGUGUGUGUAGUGUUUAUGUCAGUCACGUGAGGCCAGUGUUUUCUGUCGGUGCUCUGGGUGUGUGUGUGGCUGAGGCUGUGGGAUUAGAGUUAGCUGUGGGGUGUGUGCGCCCGUGCUGACAGUUGUUGGUGGUGUUUUGAGGUUGGGAGAGGCGACUGGGUUGGUGUGGGCCCUUCUGCUGGUGUGUCUGUGUCGUCGUUGGCAUGUGUCGGUGACGCAUCGGGGUCUGAUGACAUGUGUCUGUGUGUGCCUGCUUUAUAUGUCCUGGGGUCUGAGAGUUGGUGACAUGUGGGUGUUUUGGUGGUGUUGGUCUGUGGAUGUCUGUUUUGUGUUGAUGUUUGUGUGUCCCGAGAUGUGUAGACCUCUCUUUGAGGUGUGUGUGUGCAGAGGAGCAUGCUGUCUGAGGGUUGUGGUAGAGCCUAUUUUGUGUGUGGGGGUUGUGAUGGCUGCAAUGUGUGUGUGUGUGUGUGUGUGUGGGCACGUGUGCAUGCCUCUGGGCAUACCGAGAGUGGGUCUCUGUGUGAGGUCUAACUGUGGGGGUGGGGGUGGGUUGUGCUGGCCAGCAUGCAGUGUGUGUAUGUGCUGUGCACUGUAGCACCGUGUCAGUGUGUGCGUGCCAGUGGGAGGUCAGGUGGGAGGUCAGGCUGGCCUGUCCUGUGUGAGUCCUUACUGCGAGUGUCCUGCACCCUCCACACACAGCCCCCUGCACACCUCCAACUGUCUUCUCCAUGCGUGUCCCUGCCCCAUGUGCCUGUCCCUGUGUGUGUUGGGGGUGCUGUCCCCACCACCAUGCCCUGUGAGCCCAGGUGGAGUGAGUUUGCAGUGGGGCUGUCACAGCACCUGGACAAACCCACAGACACACAUGCGCACACUCCCCUGACAGUUUUCCCGUCUGGGUCCCCCGUGAGCCCUGUGCUGCUGUGAGAGUGGUCCUGGGCCUCCAGGUCCCUGAUCCUGGCCAGCCGGAACCCCUGUCAUCCCUAGUUGGGUGUGUCUUGAGUGCCAUCCCCCUGCAUCUCCCUCCUUCAGGGUCCUGUAUGAGUUCUGAGUGGGAGGUGUGUAUGCUUGGGCCCUGGGACCCCGGGACCCCAUGCGCUCCUCCGUUGACCCGCCCCUUCGUCAUGUCCCACAGGCCCCAGGGAGCGCCAUGGCCCGCGCACGCCAGGAGGGCAGCUCCCCGGAGCCCGUAGAGGGCUUGGCCCGCGACGGCCCGCGCCCCUUCCCGCUCGGCCGUCUGAUGCCCUCAGCUGUGUCCUGCGGCCUCUGCGAGCCUGGCCUGCCCGCUGCCCCCGCCCCUCUGCUGCCUGCUGCCCACCUCUGCGCCCCCACCGCAGCCCUGGGGGGCUCUCGCUGGCCUGGGGGGCCCCGCAGCCGGCCCCGAGGCCCGCGACCGGACGGUCCUCAGCCAUCUAUCUCGCCAGCGGAGCAGCACCUGGAGUCUCCUGUACCUAGUGCCCCGGGGGCCCUGGCGGGCGGUCCCACCCAGGCGGCCCCGGGAGUCCGGGGGGAGGAGGAGCAGUGGGCCCGAGAGAUCGGGGCCCAGCUGCGGCGGAUGGCGGACGACCUCAACGCGCAGUACGAGCGGCGGAGACAAGAAGAGCAGCAACGGCACCGCCCCUCGCCCUGGAGGGUCCUGUACAAUCUUAUCCUGGGACUCCUGCCCUUACCCAGGGGCCACAGAGCCCCCGAGAUGGAGCCCAAUUAGGUGCCUGCACCCGCCCGGCCGACGUCAGGGCCUCGGGGGGCAGGACCCUCCGUCCUGACGCCCUGGCCAGCGCGGGGAACUUCUUCUGCACCAUGUAGCAUACCGGACUACCAGCCCUGCCUGUCCCGGGGGCAGCCAGGGCGGCCGCUCCAGCCCUGGCCCAGCCUGGGUGCACUGACAGAGAUGUGGGCUCCUGAGCCCCCGAAAGCCGGGGCAGGAAGGCUGACCGACUCAGCAUCGAAGGCGGCGGUGACCGAGGGGGUGGGGACUGAGCCGCCUGCCUCUGCCGCCCACCACCAUCUCAGGAAAGGCUGCUGGUGCUGGCUGCCUGUUCCAGCUGCAGGGGUGACACUGGGGGCCUCUCCCCAGUGCUCCUUCACUUUGGGCCCGGCCUCAGGCCCCUGGUGCUUCCCCCCCUCCUCUUGGGGAGGGGGCCCGUGAAGAGCAAAUGAGCCAAACGUGACCACUAGCCUCCUGGAGCCAGAGAACGGGGUGCGUCUGAGGGCUGCCCCAGCCCCGCGCCCAGCCAUCUUCCCUGAGCCAGCGGCGGGUGGUGGGAAUGCCUGCCUCACCUUCAUGUCGGGGUGGCCGGGGGGCCCAGACUGUGAAUCCUGUGCUCUGCCCGUGACCACCCCCGUCCCCAUCAGUCCCAUUGCAUAGGUUUAGAGAGAGCACGUGUGACCACGGGCAUUCAUUUGGGGGGUGGGAGAUUUUGGCUGAAGCCGCCCCAGCCUUAGUCCCCAGGGCGAAGCGCUGGGGGGAAGACGGGGAGUCAGGGAGGGGGGGUCUCAGAAGAGGGAGGAGUCUGGGAGUGGGGGGGGAUGGCCCAGCCUGUAAGAUACUGUACAUGCGCUGCUGUAGAUACCGGAAUGAAUUUUCUGUACAUGUUUGGUUAAUUUUUUUUGUACAUGAUUUUUGUAUGUUUCCUUUUCAAUAAAAUCAGAUUGGA
Molecule: messenger RNA, 3370 nt
Organism: Tupaia belangeri chinensis (Chinese tree shrew)
Lineage: Eukaryota; Metazoa; Chordata; Mammalia; Scandentia; Tupaiidae
Gene: BBC3
Product: BCL2 binding component 3
Exons: 4
Coding region: 1807-2421 (204 amino acids)
Biological process (GO): positive regulation of apoptotic process; execution phase of apoptosis; positive regulation of release of cytochrome c from mitochondria
Cellular component (GO): mitochondrion
Source: RefSeq, a predicted model, not a curated record